This is a messenger RNA of Ficedula albicollis (Collared flycatcher), 4530 nucleotides long. RefSeq names its product kinectin 1 (gene KTN1). The transcript has 44 exons. Gene Ontology annotation, molecular function: kinesin binding. The coding region runs from base 97 to 4095 and encodes 1332 amino acids. NCBI's taxonomy places the organism in Eukaryota, Metazoa, Chordata, Aves, Passeriformes, Muscicapidae. Gene Ontology annotation, cellular component: endoplasmic reticulum membrane. Gene Ontology annotation, biological process: microtubule-based movement; protein transport. The record is from RefSeq and is a predicted model, not a curated record.
GUGUGUGAUCCCUGGCUAUCCCCACGCGGAGUGAGUCUCGGUGGGCGCACCUCAGCAGCGGGUUUUUAAAAGAAAUCAUAGCUAAGAAAAAGCACAAUGGAGUUUUACGAGUCCACCUACUUCAUCAUCCUCAUUCCUUCUGUGGUUAUUACAGUCAUCUUCCUCUUCUUCUGGCUUUUCAUGAAAGAGACUUUAUACGAUGAAGUCCUGGCCAAGCAGAGGCGGGACCUAAAGCUGGCGCCUAGCAAGGCGGACAAGAAGAAAACGGAGAAGAAGAAGAACAAGAAGAAAGAGGCUCAGAACGGGAACAUCCACGAGUCUGACUCGGAGAGCGCCCCUCGGGACUUUAAGCUGUCGGAUGCCCUGAGCACGGAGGAGGAGCAUGUCACUGCUGUCCCCUCGGGGGUCACCGAGGCCAGCGCCGGCCUCAGGGAGCGCAAGAAGAAGGAGAAGAAGCACAAGGCCGGCCAGGAUGAUCACGUAACUAAGGACUCGGAAGGAUCCAAGUCUUCAGGCAAGAAAGUAGAUCCAGUCCCUGUUACAAAACAGCCCACUCCACCAUCUGAACCAACAGCAGCUAAGAAGAAGCCUGGGCAGAAGAAGCAGAAAAAUGGAAUGGAUGAUCAAGAUAGUAAGACUGAUUCUGUUGUAUCUCCUGCCAAAAAGCAAGAACCAGUGCUGCUCCACCAGGAGAUAAAGCAAGAAAAUGUGUCAGGGAAGAAGAAGGUCUCUGCAAAGAAGCAAAAAGUUGAUAAUGGCACUUUGGAGAAGCGUGAGCCGGUUGAAGUUGUAAAACACAACGUGAAUGAGGGCAUCCAGAAGAGCAGUGGCAAGAAAAUGAAGAAUGAAACAGAUAAAGAGAAUGCUGAAGUGAAAUUCAAGGAUUUUGUAACAUCCAUGAAGAAUAUGAUCUUCUCUGAAGAUGAGGCCCGUUGUGUAGUGGAGGUGUUAAAGGAAAAAUCCGGUGCAAUUCAUGAUUUCUUGCAAAAGGCCAGCAAGGCUGAGACAGCUGCAGCUCUGCACCAGCUCCAGGACAAGGAGAAGAUGCUCUCAGCGAUGAAGGAGGAGGCAGCUGUUGCAAAGGAGCAGUGCAAGCAGCUCUCCCAGGAGCUGGUUGCAGAGAAGGAGAGGAAUGGUUUGCUCACGACCAAGAUGCGCGAGCGCAUCAACGCGCUGGAGAAGGAGCACGGCACCUUCCAGAGCAAAAUACACGUCAGCUACCAAGAGUCCCAGCAGAUGAAAAUCAAGUUCCAGCAGCUCCGUGAGCAGAUGGAGGCAGAAAUUAGCCACCUGAAGCAGGAAAAUGGUAUCCUGAGAGAUGCUGUCAGCACUUCCACCAAUCAAAUGGAGAGCAAGCAGUCGGCCGAGCUGAACAAACUGCGCCAGGACUACGCCAGGCUGAUGAACGAGCUGGGCGAGAAGAGCAGCAAACUGCAGCAAGAGGAGCUGCAGAAGAAAAAUGCAGAGCAGGCAGUGGCUCAGCUCAAGGUCCAGCAGCAGGAAGCAGAGAGAAGAUGGGAAGAAAUCCAGGCUUAUCUCAGGAAAAGAACAGCAGAACAUGAAGCAGCACAACAAGAUGUGCAGAAUAAGCUUGUGGCCAAAGACAAUGAAAUCCAGAGCUUGCACAGUAAACUUACUGAUACAAUGGUGUCAAAACAGCAGCUGGAGCAGAGGAUGCUGCAGUUAUUGGAGGCUGAGCAAAAGAGAGCUACUGAGGAGGACUCCAUGCAAAUGCAAGUGCAGGAGCUGAUAGAGCAGAAUGAUGCUUUGAAUGCUCAGCUUCAGAAGUUUCAUUCACAAAUGGCAGCCCAGACCUCAGCUUCAGUCCUGGCAGAAGAACUUCACAAAGUGAUUGCAGAGAAGGACAAACAGAUAAAGCAGAUGGAGGACUCAUUAGGCAAUGAACGUGCCAACUUAACCAGCAAGGAGGAAGAGCUCAAGGUCUUACAGACUAUGAACCUCUCCCUGAAAUCAGAAGUACAGAAGCUGCAGGCUCUGACAAAUGAACAGGCUGCUGCUGCACAUGAGCUGGAAAGGAUGCAGAAAAGCAUUCACAUAAAAGAUGACAAAAUAAGAACUCUUGAAGAUCAGCUCCGAGAAGAACUCACUCAGAUUUCGAACACAAAAGAAGAAUUCAAGGUUCUGAAGGAUCAAAACACUGCUCUGCAAGCUGAAGUUCAGAAGCUGCAGACUCUCCUGUCUGAGCAGACAAACAAAGAUUUGAUAGAGCAGAUGGAAAAAAGCAUGAGAGAAAGGGAUGAUAAAAUCAAGACAGUUGAAGAGCUGCUUGAGGCAGGACUCAUCCAGGUGGCUACUAAAGAGGAGGAGCUGAAGGCCCUGCGAACGGAAAAUUCAUCUCUGAGAAAAGAACUUCAAAGCCUGCAGAUUCAGCAAUCGGAGCAGGUUUCCUUCCAAUCACUGGUGGAGGAACUGCAGAAAGUGAUCCACGAGAAGGAUGGAAAAAUAAAAUCAGUGGAAGAACUCCUUCAAGCUGAAAUCCUAAAAGUAGCAAGCAAGGAGAAGACUGUUCAGGCUUUGACACAGGAAAUAGAGGCUCUGAAAGAAGAAGUAGGAAAUUCCCAGCUUGAGAUGGAAAAACAGGUGACAAUAACAUCACAAGUCAAAGAACUUCAGACUCUGUUGAAGGGGAAGGAAAAGCAGUUGAAAACCAUGGAGGCCUUAUUGGAAGAGAAGGAGAAAGAGAUUGUUAAGAAAGGAGAAUGUCUGCAGGGUCAGAAGGACACAAUUGCACAGUUAACCAGUAAAGUUCAGGAGCUGGAACAACAGAACCUGCAACAACUCCAACAGGUACCUGCUGCAACCCAAGUCCAGGACGUGGAGAACCUGUUGAAAGGGGAAGAACAAAUGAAGAAGUUGAAAGCUGUGGUGGAAGAAAAGGAGAGAGAAAUUGCAAACCAAGUAAAACAGUUACAGGAUAUGCAAAAAGAAAAUGAAUCUUUCAAAGCUCAAAUACAGGAAUUAAAGCAGGAGAACUGCAAACAGGCAUCUCUGGCUGUCCAAAGCGAGGAGCUGCUGCAAGUGGUUGCAGGCAAGGAGAAGGAGAUUGCCAGUCUCCAGAGCGAGCUCGCCUCUCAGAGAAAUGCUUUUGAGCAGCAGAGGAAAAAGAACAACGACCUUCGGGAGAAAAACUGGGAAGCAAUGGAAGCAUUGGCAUCAACUGAAAAAUUGCUGCAGGACAAAGUGAACAAGACUGCCAAGGAGAAGCAGCAGCACUUGGAAGCUGCCGAGGUGGAGACGCGCCAGCUCCUCCAGAAGCUCUUCCCCAAAGUCUCUCUUCCUUCCAACAUGAGCCACAGCGAAUGGAUAUGUGGGUUUGAAAAGAUGGCUAAAGAAUACUUGAGAGAGGCUUCAGGAUCUGAAGAUGUCAAGGCUAUGGAGCAGAAGUUGAAGGAGGCUGAGGAAAUGCACAUCCUGCUGCAGCUGGAGUGUGAAAAAUACAAAUCUGUUCUGGCAGAGACAGAGGGCAUUUUACAAAGGCUACAGAGGAGUGUGGAAGAGGAAGAAAGCAAAUGGAAGAUAAAAGUUGAAGAAUCACAGAAGGAACUUAAACAGGUGCGUUCCGUGGUCACUUCUUUGCAGCACGAGGUGGAGAGGUUAAAGGAAGAAAACAAAGAAGUUGAAACUCUUAAAAAAGAGAGAGAACAUUUGGAAAGUGAACUAGAAAAGGCAGAAAUAGAACGAUCUACUUAUGUUUCAGAAGUCAGAGAGCUCAAAGAUCUCUUGACUGAAUUGCAGAAAAAACUUGAUGAUUCAUAUUCUGAAGCAGUAAGACAGAAUGAAGAGUUAAAUUUGCUGAAAACGCAACUGAACGAAACACUGUCAAAACUCAAAGUUGAUCAAAACGAGAGAGAAAAGGUGGCUGGUGACUUGCCCAAGGCCCAGGAGUCUUUGGCAGCUCUGGAGAGAGAAAUUGGGAAGGUUUUUGGGGAUGCCAAUGUUAUUGAAAACAGCGACGUUUGCACAGACUCGGAAUUGAGUGACAAGAGGCGGAAUGUGGCGGUGAAUCUCACCCAGGACGUGGGUCAUCUCAAGAAGCUGCUCGUGUCAAUAAGCCAAAUGCUGUCAAAGGGAUGAGGACACUACAGCCAGGAUGAAGUCACGGGGGAAUCGUUCAUUUGAGGGUAGCAGAAGGCAUUGUAUUAUAUUUUGCCAAAUUAAAGCCUUAUUUAUGUUUUCACCCUUUCUACUUUGUCAGAAACACUGAACAGAGUUUUGUCUUUUCUAAUCCUUGUUAGACUACUGAUUUAAAGAAAAACCCAACUCUGUAGACACCUCCAGAGUUUAGUUUUGUAAUAAAAACAAACCUGUUUGGAUAAUUAGACCUUUACAUUCCUGGAGAGACAGUAAACACAUAAUCUUUUAUCUUAUUUUGCUCAAUAAAACUUGUUCAGAAAACUCCAACGUGGUAAAGUCACCGAUGGGAAAUGACAUUUUAAUACUGAUGUUGUACACUGUUUUACUUAAUUACAUUUUUGGGAUUAGCUGCCUCUGACUUCAACCUCAAGUAAA